This is a messenger RNA of Rhipicephalus microplus (southern cattle tick), 1427 nucleotides long. RefSeq lists its product as uncharacterized. NCBI's taxonomy places the organism in Eukaryota, Metazoa, Arthropoda, Arachnida, Ixodida, Ixodidae. The record is from RefSeq and is a predicted model, not a curated record. Gene Ontology annotation, biological process: regulation of transcription by RNA polymerase II; sex differentiation. Gene Ontology annotation, molecular function: DNA-binding transcription factor activity, RNA polymerase II-specific; RNA polymerase II cis-regulatory region sequence-specific DNA binding. Gene Ontology annotation, cellular component: nucleus.
ACCCCGUUGGAGCAACGCCGCCGACGGGGCAGCAACCGCGUGUUCCCCGCCGCCACUCCCAGUGAAGCAGCGUGCGUUUCGCGCCGUCGACGCGCCGUUUUGGCUCGCACGGAAGAGAAGACAAGAUAGGCGCCGAAACCGGUGCUAACUGAGAGACUUUCCCCGUGAGCACCCCCAAUCUUUUUUUCCAUAAAGCCUGAGCGCCGAUACGACGUUAAGAAGACACUUGUCCACGAGGGUUUUUUGAGCAACCGAACCUGCGGGACACCGAAAAACGAGAUUCAUUUCAAGUUCCCGUCCCCGCGAAAACGGCGUUGCACUCCUUCCACCUUCUCCAGCCUGCGGCGGCUGCUCCGUUGGCACUGUCAACCGCGGCAGCGGCGGCAGCAGCGGCAAUGAAUGGCCGAAACCAUGCUCACAAUCACCAGUCGCCUCACCAGCAGCAACACUUACCCGUCCACGAACUUCUAGCCCGAUACCAUGCACCCCGGCACCACUCCGGUGUGAUGACCCUGACCAAAGCGCCGGUGACCGAACAGGUAGCAGUGCCCAUGUCUCAGCAGCAGCACCAAUCCCUCCCUCAGGUCUCGUCGAGUGAUCUGGGAUCGGGUGGCGGUGGAGGCGGUAGACGUCGCCAGGGUUCGCAGGCCAACGGCACGGCAACGACGCGAAGUCCGAAGUGCGCCCGAUGCCGUAACCACGGUCUCAGCAUCGCCAUUCGAGGACACAAGCGCUUCUGCAAGUUCCGCCAGUGUGACAGCCCAAAGUGUCGGCUGACCGUCGAGCGCCAGAAGGUGAUGGCGGCCCAAGUGGCACUGCGCCGAGCCCAGGCGCAAGACGAGGCGCUUGGCCGCAUCCCGACCGACGAGGAUGCCAAGCCCGUGCUUCCAACGGACUCCGGCGCGCCGAUCAUGCCACAGGACCACUCCGACGUCUCUCCUACGGGGACCUUCGGGAGCAGGGCUCGCCGUGUCCACCAACUCCGCCUUCAGGGCAGCCCCCGGUGAGUGCUGGCAAAAUGUGCUUCUACUCCAGACAAUCUCAUGUCGUUUCGAAGAGGAAACGGCCGCUCGGGCGAAAGGAGCAAGUCUCCGUCGCGGACGUCCUAAUUACUUCGCUCAAGACGCGAAAACGAACUAUUCCAUGGGAACGAAUAGCGUUUGGAACAACGCCACAUUUUUUUUUAUGUACUUCUUGUAAAGCGCGUUGGAGAAGGCCCAGCCGUUUUGUCUUUCAACGCUUCUCCUGCUUUGCCUCACGUGAAACCACGUGAGCUGUAUUUCUUUGUCGAGUAGUACUCUAUACAAAUGACCCCGUCGUGAGAGGUCGUAGCUGUACACGAUAAACUACUUUUCAGUCGUUUUUCCCUGCGCAGCGAGAGCUUUUGCCCGCAAAACCCGCGCGAAAGGUCUUGCCGUGCCCCGUCA